AUGGCCAAGAACACCAACAUGCGCUGGCGGCUGCCGCUGGUGUGCCUGCUCUGGGAGCUGGCCAUGAUCGUCCUCUUCGGGGUCUUCGUGCGCUUCGGCGCUGAGGCUGACGCGCACUGGGAGGAGGAGAAACGGGACAUGAACCUGACCAGUGACAUGGAGAACGACUUCUACUUCCGAUACCCCUCUUUCCAGGAUGUCCAUGUGAUGAUCUUUGUGGGCUUUGGCUUCCUCAUGACCUUCCUCAAGCGCUAUGGAUUCGGAGCUGUGGGUUUCAAUUUCCUCCUUGCUGCCUUUGGGAUCCAGUGGGCUCUCCUGAUGCAAGGCUGGUUCCACUCUUUCAAGGACGGGAAGAUCUUCAUUGGAGUGGAGAACCUGAUCAAUGCUGAUUUCUGCGUGGGCUCUGUGUGCAUCGCCUUUGGGGCCAUCCUUGGCAAAACCAGCCCCAUACAGCUCCUUGUCAUGACUUUGUUUCAAGUCACACUCUUUUCAGUGAAUGAGUACAUCCUCCUCAACCUUCUUCAUGUGAAGGAUGCAGGUGGCUCCAUGACCAUUCACACCUUCGGAGCCUACUUUGGCCUCACGGUGACACGGAUCCUGUACAGACCCAACCUGGAGCAGAGCAAGGACAAGCAGGGCUCUGUGUACCACUCUGACCUCUUUGCUAUGAUUGGUACCCUGUACCUGUGGAUGUACUGGCCCAGUUUUAACUCAGCCAUUUCUGACCACGGGGAUGCCCAGCACAGGUCUGCCAUUAACACAUACUGCUCGCUGGCCGCCUGUGUCCUCACCACCAUGGCCUUCUCCAGCAUGCUGCAAAAGAAGGGCAAGCUUGACAUGGUGCACAUCCAGAAUGCCACGCUUGCCGGCGGCGUGGCCGUGGGCACCAGCGCCGAGAUGAUGCUGACCCCGUAUGGCUCCCUCAUUGUGGGCUCCAUCUCUGGCAUCGUGUCCACCCUGGGCUAUGUCUACUUCACGCCUUUUUUGGAGUCCAGGUUGCACAUUCAGGACACAUGUGGCAUCCACAACCUCCAUGCCAUGCCAGGCCUUAUUGGGGGCAUUGUGGGGGCCAUCACAGCCGCUGCAGCCACGGAGGAUGUGUAUGGAAAGGAAGGGUUCAUCAAGGCGUUUGACUUCACGGGCGUGUACCAGACGCGGACACCCAGCAUCCAGGGAGGCUUCCAGGCAGCCGGCAUUGUGGUGUCUCUGCUGAUGGCAUUCGGUGGGGGAGCCAUCGUGGGGGGCAUCCUGAAGCUGCCCAUCUGGGGGGACGCCGCGGCCGAGAACUGCUUCGAGGACGGCAUUUACUGGGAGGUGCCGGAGGACGAGGAGAGCGACGUGUACCACAUGCACAACCCCGACAAGCCCGCCUCGCCCUGA
This is a messenger RNA of Melozone crissalis (California towhee), 1380 nucleotides long. RefSeq names its product Rh family C glycoprotein (gene RHCG). Gene Ontology annotation, molecular function: ammonium channel activity. Gene Ontology annotation, biological process: ammonium transmembrane transport; ammonium homeostasis. The transcript has 10 exons. Gene Ontology annotation, cellular component: plasma membrane; basolateral plasma membrane; apical plasma membrane. The coding region runs from base 1 to 1380 and encodes 459 amino acids. Lineage: Eukaryota; Metazoa; Chordata; Aves; Passeriformes; Passerellidae. The record is from RefSeq and is a predicted model, not a curated record.